Brugia malayi is the source of this 456-nucleotide messenger RNA. RefSeq lists its product as uncharacterized. The transcript has 4 exons. Lineage: Eukaryota; Metazoa; Nematoda; Chromadorea; Rhabditida; Onchocercidae. The record is from RefSeq and is a predicted model, not a curated record. The coding region runs from base 1 to 456 and encodes 151 amino acids.
AUGCAUAUUGUUAAAGCGUUGCCUUUCAUUGUUUUUCUUGCGAUUUGUAGCCGAGCAGCAAAUACUCAGGUAGAUGACUACUGGGAUGCUGAAAAAGAUUGGACGUCACAUUUUGGGCCAUGCAGGUCUCAUUUUAUGUUCAAAUUUUCGCCAUGUGAGCCGAAAACAAAAAUGUUGGCAUGCUGUCGGCGCUUCAAUCCCUUUGUGCUCUUUCUUCUUAUGGUCCUCAGUUUAACGGCUAUAGCUACCGUACCGAUACUGAUGCUAUGCUGCAUUUGUCCACCAUGGCGUGUACUAUGCGAAUGUUGCUUGUGUUGUCGUUGCUGUGCCAUCGAUGAAAAUGGCAAUUUUAUUUAUUUUUUGGAAGAUGAAGAGAAAACAACUGAGGAUUUCGGUAUUAAGACAGAGGAACAAAAUUCCAUUAGAAGCAGAAUGGAAACGAUAUCCAAAAAAUAA